Populus nigra (black poplar) is the source of this 1839-nucleotide messenger RNA. RefSeq names its product outer envelope protein 39, chloroplastic-like. Gene Ontology annotation, biological process: chloroplast organization; embryo development ending in seed dormancy. The transcript has 11 exons. Lineage: Eukaryota; Viridiplantae; Streptophyta; Magnoliopsida; Malpighiales; Salicaceae. The record is from RefSeq and is a predicted model, not a curated record. Gene Ontology annotation, cellular component: outer membrane. Bases 239 to 1318 code for a protein of 359 amino acids.
CUGUCAUUGACGAGGAGCACGUGCAAAAAGUGAAAGCCCAAAGCGAGCAAAAUCAGAUGACAGCCAUGGGACUUAAACAUUCUUUCUUUCUAACAGUUUGAUUCAUGCAAAAAUCUUUGUCUUCUCUCUCACUCUCCUCUUCUUUGCGUUAUAUUCCUUUCUUUACCUUUUGCAGGCAGCAUUGCUCACCAUCACCGUUGUUAACGUUUUGAUGCUCUAGUAGAUAAUAAUAAUACCCAUGGGAGCUCAAAAGAGCAUCCAUGCUGGCAAAGCCAAGAUUGAUGUGAAUGUUGAUUUUACUCACAAGCUAUGUGCUUCUUUGAUGCUUCCUUCUCUAAGGAACACUGGAAGUCCUCUUUCUCUGAUAAUUGGGAGUCUUUGCAUCAAACACCCGAAUUUAUUUGGUGGAAGUGAGAAGCUUGAUGUAUCAUGGGAUAAGGGGCUCUCUGAUUCAAAUGUCUCAAUAACUUAUAGAAGGCCAAGACCUGAGUGGCUUUGUCAAAAAUGUUUUGUUAUUCAGCAUUCCUUUUCACCUGAAAUUGGGGUCCAUGGUACACCAAUCGACAAUUUCUCUCGUUCGGGGAGUGGAGAUGUAAAUUUGUCUCGUUUAUCAGUUGGUUUGGAUCGAAAUGAGCCUGCAAGCUCUGACUGGAGCAGCAGCACCAGUAUCAAAUUUGAGCAUGUCCAACUAGUGAAUGAUGAUGGACGCUCUAUAACCAGGGACAUUGAUGGGUUCCCAGUGACAUGCAGUGGCAGUCCCCAUGACAGUAUGCUAGUUUUGAAGCAAGAGUCUCAGUGCGCAAAGGCAAAUGAUCACAGUUUUUCUCGGUUUAGUAUGCAAAUUGAACAAGGGAUUCCUAUUCUAUCAAAGUGGCUAAUCUUCAACAAGUUCAAAUUUACUGCUACAAAAGGAGUCAAACUUGGACCAGCAUUUUUAUUGGCAAGCCUGACAGGUGGUUCCAUUGUAGGAGACAUGGCUCCUUACCAAGCAUUUGCAAUUGGAGGGCUUGGUAGUGUGCGAGGAUAUGGUGAGGGUGCUGUUGGAUCCGGAAGAUCAUGUCUGGUUGGAAAUAGUGAAUUGACAUUUCCUCUGAGUAAGAUGUUGGAAGGUGCUUUUUUCUUGGACUGUGGAACUGAUCUGGGAUCUGGUCGUCUUGUACCUGGAAAUCCAGCAAUGAGGCAGGGCAAACCAGGAUCCGGAGUUGGGCUUGGAUAUGGCCUUCGGUUCAAGUCUCCAGCUGGUCAUUUUCAGGUUGACUACGCCAUCAAUUCCUUUCAACAAAAAACUGUCUACUUUGGCAUCAGCAACCUCAUCUGAUGAAUUCUGUAAGCCCAGUGGUCGCUUUCUUUUCUGGCUUUCCAAUGGUUUAGAUGAUGAUUAUUGAGAAAAGUUAGCUGUGGAAUAUGGAAUUAGUAGAAGCAUUGACAUUUUCCUGCCGCUAGAAGGAAGUUGUUUCUGUUCUCCAUCAAUGAUAAAGUUGCCCUUAUCUGUAAGUUUUGUCGACUUACAUUUCCAAGCAGUCUAGUCACCUUGCAAGUUACAAAACCAAAGAGUACAUUGCAGGAAAUAUCUAUUUUCUUUUCCUGCUGAAAUUAAAUUUUAGUGGAGAACAGUUCAAUAGAAACAAUGUAGAGUAGAAAUUAAAGUAUAUCCCUAUAGGUUCCUAGUAAUUUUUUUUUUGUUUUUAACCACAGAACUGAUUUCCUUCUCACGUACAAAAAUAAAUAGAAUAGAAUAUGAGACUGCAAAUUCAUGCGUGUAAAUGGAAGUGAUUCUUCAGCAUUGUUUCUGGUAUGGUAUGAAAUAAGUCUGUAGAAAAGGUCAGAUUAAUUGUCUUA